AGAUAAUAUGAUUAUAACGUUAGUCUGACUCAGCAGCUGCAGGAUACACUCCCUCAUCCCAUCGUAUAUAUUUGCUUUUCCUGACUUCCCUCUCACUCUGUCUUCCUUUAACUCUCUCUCUCUCUAAAGAAGAAAACAAAACGCUGAUCGUCAUCAUGAUCGUUUCACCGAAGAACCGCCGGAGCGUGGAGGAGGUUUUUAGGGACUACUGUGGCCGCCAUUCCGCCAUUGUCAAAGCCCUCACCACUGAUAUCGAGAGAUUUUACCUCAUUUGCGAUCCUGAGCAAGACAACCUUUGUCUGUUUGGACAUGCCAACGGAGAUUGGGAGCUCGGUUUUCCUGCUGAAGAUGUUCCAACUGAACUUCCAGAACCUGUAGUGGGCAUCAAUUUUGCCAGGGAUGGCAUGAAAGAAAAGGAUUGGCUACUUUUAGUUGCUGCUCACAGUGAUGCAUGGCUGCUUUCAGUGGCUUUCUACUUUGGAGGAAGAUUUGGUUUUGGCAGUGUUAAAAGGAAACGCCUGUUCGCUAUGAUUAAUGAGUUGCCGACCGUAUCUGAGAUGGUGACCGGAACUUUAAAGGCUAAGGCCAAAUCUUCAGGCUCAACUAGCAACAACACCAAGAAAGACAAGUCCGGUUCCAAAGGGGGAGGAUCUGCAUCGGGGAAAAAAUCAAAGAAAGGGAAGGAGGAGGAGGAGGAGGAUUUGGAUGAGAAUGAGGCGGAUGGUGAGACUGAGACCUUAUGCGGUGUGUGUGGCGAAGCUUAUGAAACUAACCAGUUCUGGAUCUGCUGUGACAAAUGUGACAAGUGGUUCCAUGGAAAAUGUGUGAAUGUCACUGAGGCCAGGGCUGAUCACAUUAAACAGUACAAGUGCCCCUCAUGCAGCAAGAGGGGUCGCCAUAACAACUCAUCUUAGGGAUGAUGUGGGGUUAGUUCUCCACCCUGCAACUCUAUCAAGCAGAACUUUGCAAAGUUGCUUUGAUAUCCUGUGUUGUAAUAAUAUACAUCUUGUCAACUUAUUU
This is a messenger RNA of Lotus japonicus, 1020 nucleotides long. Its product is annotated as PHD finger protein ALFIN-LIKE 4-like. Gene Ontology annotation, biological process: regulation of DNA-templated transcription. The transcript has 6 exons. Lineage: Eukaryota; Viridiplantae; Streptophyta; Magnoliopsida; Fabales; Fabaceae. Bases 156 to 914 code for a protein of 252 amino acids. Gene Ontology annotation, molecular function: transcription cis-regulatory region binding; transcription coregulator activity; histone binding. The record is from RefSeq and is a predicted model, not a curated record. Gene Ontology annotation, cellular component: nucleus.